Messenger RNA from Candida tropicalis MYA-3404, 303 nucleotides. Its product is annotated as E2 ubiquitin-conjugating protein. Bases 1 to 303 code for a protein of 100 amino acids. Lineage: Eukaryota; Fungi; Ascomycota; Pichiomycetes; Serinales; Debaryomycetaceae. The transcript has a single exon. Gene Ontology annotation, biological process: DNA damage tolerance; protein K63-linked ubiquitination. The record is from RefSeq and is a predicted model, not a curated record. Gene Ontology annotation, cellular component: nucleus.
AUGACUUAUUGGAAUGGUACUAUUUUGGGUCCACCACAUCUGAAUCAUGAAAAUAGAAUUUAUUCAUUAAAUAUCAUAUGUGAUGAAAAUUAUCCUGAUAAGCCACCAAUUGUAACUUUUGUUUCAAAAAUUAACUUACCUUGUGUUGAUAGUAAUGGGAAAGUUUUAGUUGAUGAGUUUGAUACUUUGAAGAAUUGGAAACGAUCUUAUACUAUGGAAACUAUAUUGUUGGAAUUGAGAAAAAGUAUGGCAUCUCCAGCAAAUAAAAAAUUACAACAACCACCUGAAGGUUCCACUUAUUAA